Molecule: messenger RNA, 348 nt
Organism: Eruca vesicaria subsp. sativa (arugula)
Lineage: Eukaryota; Viridiplantae; Streptophyta; Magnoliopsida; Brassicales; Brassicaceae
Source: the annotation of a GenBank genome assembly
AUGAUAGAAUCGGUAAGAUGUUUGGUUGCUGAGUUGACUAAAGACGAUGAAACUGGUUCAUCUAGGAUACCAGAAAAGGCGACACAUAUUGCGAGUAUGGAUAAUGGCAAUAUGCCGGGUUCAAAUGUGAGUCCCGUUAGGGAUGCAAAUGCUCAAAGUAUCCGUAAUAUUCUUGGUAAUCUAAGUGCCUACUCAACUCCUCCAACCUCCCCGCGUUUAAGUCUAGGGGAUAAUCCGAGUCCCACAAACAACAAGGAAGUUUUAUAUGGUCCUGCUGCAGGUGACAACGUUAAUGAGAGUUUUUCACUCUCAGCUCAGCUCAUAGCCAGAAUCUUCAUAGGUAUUUAG